CUUAUUAAAUAGAUUAAUUUGGGUGUCGGUUUGUCUACCAAAAUGAAACUUGUCAGGUUUUUGAUGAAGCUGAAUCACGAAACAGUAACAAUAGAGCUGAAAAACGGGUCACAAGUCCAGGGAACAGUAACAGGAGUAGACAUGACCAUGAACACACAUCUGCGCAACGUGAGGCUAACUCUGAAGAACAAGCAGGAGCCAAUUAUAAUGGACACUUUAUCGAUUCGAGGCAAUAACAUCAGACAUUACAUACUCCCAGAUAGUCUGCCUCUCGAUACCUUACUUGUAGACGAUGCACCUAAAGGCAGAGGGCGCGGCAUGAGAAGUUCACGAGGUGGACCGCCUGGCCGUGGCGGAAGAGGACGGGGCGCGCGAGGAAGAGGUGGACCUCGAGGUGGAAGAGGACGAGGAGGACGCGGUCGAUAAGCUAUUUUGUUGCAUAGACGGUCAUGGCGACAUAUUUAUUCGCGUUUCUUUUUAUGUUUCUCUUCAAACUGUCAAAUGCUAUUUGUUUUCGAUUCUCUAAAAUAUACUUGUGAUGAUAUGAUGUUUUUAUGUUCAACUGAAUAAUUCAUUGUUCUUUUGUGAA
Molecule: messenger RNA, 589 nt
Organism: Symsagittifera roscoffensis
Lineage: Eukaryota; Metazoa; Xenacoelomorpha; Acoela; Convolutidae
Product: probable small nuclear ribonucleoprotein Sm D1
Exons: 4
Coding region: 43-426 (127 amino acids)
Biological process (GO): RNA processing; spliceosomal snRNP assembly
Cellular component (GO): spliceosomal tri-snRNP complex; U2 snRNP; SMN-Sm protein complex
Molecular function (GO): RNA binding
Source: RefSeq, a predicted model, not a curated record